AUCGUACCUUAAGUUACCUAUUCUUUUAUACCCUAGUAGGUACCUAUACCUCUCUGCACCCCUAGCCGCUCCAGUAGGCCAGGGUAUAUUGAGCGCUAAUUCUGGCGCUCCCGCUCUGAUUAACGAACAAGGGAGGCAACAAGUGCCUAGCAUAGCAAGACAGCAUAGGUACCUACCAUACAGUAAGUAUUUUUCACUACAAUAGAAAUAUUUAGGUACUUACCUAGGUACAUACGUGUUAUCUAUGUACAUAGGUGAAAGGUAUUGUGGUUGCACUGCAGCAGGUACCGACGGUUACUGAAUUGGGUGUGACCAUCUUCGGGAUGCCUUCAAAUGCCUACCCCUCUAAUAGGUACGUACCUACGUACAUAGCCCAUACGUGUUGCAACCUUCUCUGCUCAUCAUCUCGGCAUCAAAAACACCCCUCGAAGGAUCAAAGCAGGCAGCCAGGCCGAGAGCCACCGUACCACACACGCACACAAUCCCUCAUCAUGGCCGAGAAUACGGGCACCUCCUAUUCGACCGAUCCUGCCUUGUACAUCUACACGUCCCUAACCGCGGGGUCCUCUCACACAGUGACGGCCACGUCACGUCUCGAGACCAUCCUGCGCGCCAAUCGCGUGCCAUUCAAAGCCAUAGAUAUUGCUACUGAUGAAAAGGCUCGCAUGCUAUGGGGGCGACGAGCCGGAAAGGAUGAGGGUGGCCGUCAGCGCAAGCUGCCUGCACUCAUACAAAUGGGAAUGGUCCUAGGUGACCUAGUCGAGAUCGAAGAAUGGAACGAGUACGGCGAGUUAAAAGAACAUGUCACUAUCUACUAUGACGACUUCACGAUACCACCCAAAAGCCAGGCGGCUCCGCCUGUGGCCAUGAGGCCUCUUAAUCAACCAUUCCCCAAGUCGGGCGUGGCCCCUUCACCAGCGGCCACAACUGCUACGACGGGCCAGCCAGCGCCUGCACCCCCUGCGCCGCCGCUGCCCACCGACAAAGACAAGACCAAGAUUCCCCUUUCGUCUCCCACGUCGACAAGCACUGGUAAAAAGGCCGCUAAUGCUGCCACGAGUACCAAAGCACCCAUCAGCAACCUCGCAGAAGAGGCAGCCAAGAAGGCCAAACAGGUCCAGUUAGAUCGACUACGGGAGAAAGUGCAUGGAAAGAAAGACGUUGCGCCAUCGGCCAAAACCUCAAAUAAAGAUAAAGAGAACGAGAAACCUUUAGUCGCGAGUUCAAGCCCCGCUGUGGCAACGCCGAAGAAGACGGCAUCCACUACAGAUUCAGUUAACGCUAGCAUGAACAAACUCUCCAUCGGAAACGAAGGUUCAUCAUCAGGGGCAGGACUACAGUCUCCUACAACGGGAAAGUGGCGCUCAGCUGCCACGUCUGACGCUGCCUCACAACCACUUUUACAAAGUCCCACGACGGGGACAUGGAAAGGUGGCAGCCUAGACAGCGUGGUGACAGAAAACCGCGGGUCUGUGGUUGCGAGCGCGCCUCCUGAGAAUAUUGCUGCUGUCAAAAAGGCAGCGGCGAUCCCCGAGGCAGCGAGUAGCGAAGAUGAAGAUAGCGAUGAGGAAGACACCGAAGAGGAAGACAGCGAAGAAGACGAGGAGGAAGACGAGGAUGAAGAGGAUGAAGAAGAUGACGAUGAUGAUGAUGACGACGACGACGAGGAUGAGGACGAGGAUGAUGAUGAUGAAGAGGAAGAAAGCGAAGAUGAAGCUGAGAAAGUAAAAGUAAAAAAAUGAAUAUGCGGGCUUGCCUAAUAUAACUAGUUGCAUAAUUCUUGCCCUGUACAUUAUGCUCUAGAAAUCAUCGGCGUUGUGGUGCGCCUUUAAAAAAAAGAGUAAUGAAUGUAGACGGACAUGUUGAGGGCAUGGCAAAGCUGUUCUACAAUCCAGGUGAAGAUACCACCACAGAUUGUCAGAGAGAGAGAGAGGACUUAUGGCUUCCAUGGAAGGAUUAAGGGAAAGACCCACUUAAUACAAGAUCAAGUUCCAAAUCA
Xylaria bambusicola is the source of this 1999-nucleotide messenger RNA. RefSeq lists its product as uncharacterized. Lineage: Eukaryota; Fungi; Ascomycota; Sordariomycetes; Xylariales; Xylariaceae. The record is from RefSeq and is a predicted model, not a curated record. Gene Ontology annotation, cellular component: cytoplasm. Bases 324 to 1742 code for a protein of 472 amino acids. The transcript is spliced from 3 exons.